Microthlaspi erraticum is the source of this 687-nucleotide messenger RNA. The record is from the annotation of a GenBank genome assembly. Lineage: Eukaryota; Viridiplantae; Streptophyta; Magnoliopsida; Brassicales; Brassicaceae.
AUGAGAAGAAGCCACUCAUUCCAUGAAGAUAGGAUCAAGGAGAUGCUCAUCUUCAAUGGACCAAUCACGUUCAGCUACCCAACAGCUUGGAGAAUGGACCAAUGGAAAGGAGAGAGAGAGAAAGGGGAGAACGCCCAAGAGAGAAAAGAGGAGAAGAAGAAGAAGAAGAGGAAGAAGAAGAAAGAAGAAGAAGAAGAACAAGCUGGAGAAGAAGAAGAGAAGAUCCAGAGGCGGAUCGGGUUCGCGCUAGAGUGGGGUAGGCUAGGAACGGGGUCAGCCGGGUCGUCUAAAAUCUGUAAUCUUCGGGGAAGGUUAUGCUGGCAGAUCUCUUUUGUGUGUAAGAUUGUGAUGGGUAACCUUCGGGGAAGGUUAUGCCGUCAGAUCUUGUUUCAUGGCUAUGCCGCUAAACCUCGAGUGCAUGCUAACAUGGUGGUGCGUAAGGCCCAUAUGUUGAGUAUGACUCCGAUGUGGAAAGAUCACGGACGGCUGAGCCGCCAGAUCUUUCGAGGUUCGUGUGGGUACUCUUCCGAGGCAAGGGAAGCUCUGCCGCAGAACCGAGGGUGUAGUCAAGCGCAUUCUCGCACGUCAGAGCCCAACCGGAUUGGCAGCGUGGAGGCUGUGCAUGAAGGGAGGAAGACUCGGAGGAUAACCUGGUCAGCUGCCUUGGCCGAGUAUGGUACCAUAUGA